AUGGCUGGUACAAGAAACUAUGAUUUCCUGAUCAAACUUCUGUUGAUUGGUGAUUCCGGAGUGGGAAAAUCAUGUUGUUUGUUACGAUUCAGCGAAGAUUCAUUUACUCCAUCCUUCAUCACGACCAUUGGAAUUGACUUCAAGAUUCGUACAAUCGAACUUGACGGAAAGCGUGUAAAGCUUCAAAUAUGGGAUACGGCUGGACAGGAGCGCUUUAGAACGAUUACAACGGCUUACUAUAGAGGGGCAAUGGGUAUACUUCUGGUCUAUGAUGUCACGGAUGAAAGGUCAUUUCAAAACAUCCGCACAUGGUUCUCAAACGUCGAGCAGCAUGCAAGUGAAGGCGUCCAUAAGAUUCUCAUCGGAAAUAAAUGUGACUGGGAAGAGAAAAGAGCCGUGUCAACUGAACAGGGCCAGCAGCUAGCUGAUGAGCUUGGCAUACCCUUCCUUGAAGUGUCAGCAAAGAACAAUAUCAAUAUCGAGAAAGCCUUCUACAAUCUUGCCUCGGAAAUUAAGAAAGGCAUGGACACAUCUAAAUCUGAACAGCCUGGUUCGCAAGGUGUCAGCAUAGAUCAGCAAGGCCCGGGACCGAAUGGCAGUACAGGAGGCAAGUGUUGCUGA
Molecule: messenger RNA, 621 nt
Organism: Aspergillus oryzae RIB40
Lineage: Eukaryota; Fungi; Ascomycota; Eurotiomycetes; Eurotiales; Aspergillaceae
Gene: srgA
Product: Rab family GTPase srgA
Exons: 3
Coding region: 1-621 (206 amino acids)
Biological process (GO): protein localization to plasma membrane; regulation of exocytosis; protein secretion
Cellular component (GO): endosome; plasma membrane
Molecular function (GO): GTP binding; GTPase activity
Source: RefSeq, a predicted model, not a curated record